This is a messenger RNA of Sorex fumeus (smoky shrew), 2564 nucleotides long. RefSeq names its product USH1 protein network component harmonin (gene USH1C). Gene Ontology annotation, biological process: sensory perception of sound; inner ear auditory receptor cell differentiation; inner ear morphogenesis. The coding region runs from base 15 to 2564 and encodes 849 amino acids. The transcript is spliced from 25 exons. NCBI's taxonomy places the organism in Eukaryota, Metazoa, Chordata, Mammalia, Eulipotyphla, Soricidae. The record is from RefSeq and is a predicted model, not a curated record. Gene Ontology annotation, molecular function: protein binding. Gene Ontology annotation, cellular component: photoreceptor inner segment; cilium; stereocilia ankle link complex.
GAUCCGGCCCAGCCAUGGACCGGAAGGUGGCUCGAGAAUUCCGGCACAAGGUGGAUUUCCUGAUUGAAAAUGACGCCGAGAAGGACUACCUCUAUGACGUGCUGCGGAUCUACCACCAGACCAUGGAUGUGGUCGUGCUGGUGGGGGACCUGAAGCUGGUCAUCAAUGAGCCCAACCGCCUGCCACUGUUUGAUGCCAUCCGGCCCCUGAUCCCGCUGAAGCACCAGGUGGAGUACGACCAGCUCACCCCCCGGCGCUCCAGGAAGCUGAAGGAGGUACGUCUGGACCGCCUGCACCCCGAAGGCCUGGGCCUCAGCGUGCGCGGGGGCCUGGAGUUCGGCUGUGGCCUCUUCAUCUCCCACCUCAUUAAGGGUGGGCAGGCAGACAGCGUUGGGCUCCAGGUUGGAGACGAGAUUGUCCGGAUCAAUGGCUAUUCCAUCUCCUCCUGCACCCACGAGGAAGUCAUCAACCUUAUCCGCACCAAGAAGACCGUGUCCAUCAAAGUGAGACACAUCGGCCUGAUUCCUGUGAAGAGCGGCCCUGAUGAGCCUCUCAAGUGGCAGUAUGUGGAUCAGUUCGUGUCGGAAUCUGGGGGCGUGCGGAGCGGCGGGGCCUCCUCCGGGAGUCAGGAGAACAAAGAGAAGAAGGUCUUCAUCAGCCUGGUGGGCACCCGGGGCCUUGGCUGCAGCAUUUCCAGCGGCCCCGUCCAGAAACCUGGCAUCUUCAUCAGCAGCGUGAAGCCUGGCUCACUGUCAGCUGAGGUGGGACUGGAGACAGGGGACCAGAUCGUUGAGGUAAACGGCAUCGACUUCUCCAACCUGGACCACAAAGAGGCUGUGAACGUACUAAAGAGUAGUCGCAGCCUGACCAUUUCCAUCGUGGCUGGAGCUGGCCGGGAGCUGUUCAUGACGGACCGAGAGCGGCAGGCAGAGGUACGGCAGCGCGAGCUGCAGCGGCAGGAGCUCUUGAUGCAGAAGCACUUGGCCAUGGAGUCCAACAAGAUCCUGCAGGAGCAGCAGGAGAUGGAGCGGCAAAGGAAGAAGGAAAUUGCCCAGAAGGCAGCAGAGGAAAAUGAGCGAUACCGGAAGGAGAUGGAGCAGAUCAUGGAGGAUGAAGAGAAGUUUAAGAAGCAGUGGGAAGAAGACUGGGGCUCCAAGGAGCAGCUGCUCUCGCCCAAGACCGUCACUGCCGAGGUGCACCCCGUCCCCCUUCGCAAGCCAAAAUCCUUUGGGUGGUUUUAUCGUUAUGAUGGCAAAUUCCCCAGCAUCCGGAAGAGAGGGAAGGAGAAGAAGAAAGCCAAGUACGACAGCCUCCAGGAGUUGAGAAAGAAUAAGAAGGAGCUGGAGUUUGAGCAAAAGCUUUACAAAGAGAAAGAGGAAAUGUUGGAAAAGGAGAAACAGUUGAAGAUCAACCGGCUAGCUCAGGAGGUGUCAGAGACAGAGCGGGAAGACCUUGAGGAAUCAGAAAAGAUUCAGUACUGGGUGGAAAGGCUGUGUCAGACGCGACUCGAGCAGAUCUCCUCUGCUGAGAAUGAGAUCCCAGAGAUGCCCACGGGGCCCCCACCUCCCCCGCCUUCUGUGUCUCCCCUGGUCCCGCCCCUGAAGCGCUUCGCAGGCGGGCUGCACCUCCACACCACCGACCUGGAUGACAUCCCCUUAGACAUGUUCUACUAUCCCCCCAAGACGUCCUCGGCCUUGCCUGUGAUGCCCCACCCGCCCCCCUCCAACCCGCCCGCCAAGAUCCCUGCGCCCCCUCUCCUGCCCGCAUCUGGGCGCGCGACCACCUCCUCCUCCCCCUGGGUGCAGCACACGCCGCCCCCUAUCCCCAUUCCGCCCCCACCAUCCAUCCCCACACAAGACCUCACACCCACCCGUCCACUGCCCUCGGCCCUGGAGGAGGCUCUGGGCAGCCACACCUUCCGCACGGGGGAUAUGGGCAACCCCACAGAGGACUGGGAGGCCAGGAACCACGGCGGGAAGCCCAUCAACUCCCCAGUCCCUGAACGCAGCUUCCCACCGCCCACGGCAAAGACCUUUUGCCCAAGCCCACAGCCUCCUCGGGGGCCUGGCGUGUCCACCAUCUCCAAACCCGUCAUGGUCCACCAGGAGCCCAACUUCAUCUACCGGCACCCAGUGAAAGCCGAGGUCCUGCCCCAGGAGAUGCUGAAGCGGAUGGUGGUUUAUCAGACGGCGUUCAGACAAGAUUUCCGGAAAUACGAAGAAAACUUUGACCCUUACUCCAUGUUCACCCCCGGGCAGAUCAUCGGGAAGGACGUCCGGCUGCUGCGCAUUAAGAAGGAGGGGGCCUUAGACCUGGCCCUGGAAGGUGGCGUGGACUCCCCAAUCGGGAAGGUGGUCGUCUCGGCCGUGUACGAGGGCGGAGCAGCAGAGCGGCACGGCGGCAUCGUGAAGGGGGACGAGGUCAUGGCCAUCAAUGGCAAGAUCGUGACAGAUUAUACCCUGGCGGAGGCAGAGGCCACCCUGCAGAAGGCCUGGAAUCAGGGGGACUGGAUUGACCUGGUGGUUGCCGUCUGUCCCCCCAAGGAGUACGACGACGAGCUGUAA